This is a messenger RNA of Triticum aestivum (bread wheat), 678 nucleotides long. RefSeq lists its product as uncharacterized. Bases 58 to 441 code for a protein of 127 amino acids. Lineage: Eukaryota; Viridiplantae; Streptophyta; Magnoliopsida; Poales; Poaceae. The record is from RefSeq and is a predicted model, not a curated record. The transcript is spliced from 3 exons. Gene Ontology annotation, biological process: mitochondrion organization. Gene Ontology annotation, cellular component: mitochondrion; nucleus.
UACAUACACAACCAAGAUCGUCAAUCGGAUCUAAUCUCGCCGCGCCUCCGGCCAGCCAUGGGACACAGAGGAGGAGGAGGAGGGGGGGGGGGGGGGGGGGGUUUCCGGUCCGCGCCUCGCGCCAGGACCCCGCCCACCAAGCCGGCACCCAAGGCCCCGGCUCCGGUACCGGCAUCCGCCGGCGGCCACAGCAACGUCAUUUCGGCCCUGGCAUACAACAUCGUCGACGGUAUCACCUGGGGCGCCGGCAACGCCAUGGGCCACAGGUUCGUCGAGUUCUUCGCCGGGCCACGCACCAUCCAGGUUGUCUCCUCCGAGCCCCAGGCCGCCACCGCCGCCGAUUCGUCCCUCGACUCGUGCGGCGCCCACAACAAGGCCUUCGCCGAUCUACUGCCGCAACCACUCCCAGAGCGACAUCAGCCGGUGCAAGUUCUACCUUGACUUGCUCAACCAGUGCCACCGCGGGUCCAGUAAUGCCGGCCUCGCCGCCGCCACCGCCAUCUCUUAGAGACCGAGAUCUCGGCUCAAUCGGUCGCCUAGUUUUUAGUUUAUAUCGUUUUAUCUACCAAGAUUAAUUCCUGUUGCUAGUCAUGGUAUUUGUAGUAGUAAUAGCCAUCUCGUCGACUUAUAAUCAUCCUCGUCUCCUUAUGAAUGAACGAUUACUUAGAGAUUGAUUCA